Molecule: messenger RNA, 10391 nt
Organism: Chrysemys picta bellii (western painted turtle)
Lineage: Eukaryota; Metazoa; Chordata; Testudines; Emydidae
Source: RefSeq, a predicted model, not a curated record
UUUUUAAAAAAUAAACCUGUUUAAAAUCGGAAUUUAAUACAGACUAUUUAUUAUACUGUAUAUAUACUAUCAAUUUAUUAUCUCUUGAAACAGUUCUCUAACCAAUAACUCUGCUGUUGUGUCUGUAAUUCCAGUUACCACCCUAGCGCAGCUUGAUACGAAUCAUGACCAGAGUUAAUUAGCUAGUCAGGAGCUGUGUAUCGUUCACCACUUGGUAACAUUUUACAGAUUCUCAGUGAAGCUAGAUAAUUGCUUAAAUAAACGUGGCUAGUUACAGUGGCUCCUAGGCAGCAGAGCGAUGUCCAGAUCUCGUGUAAAGGCUCUAUUUAGUUGUAAAUCAACAUGUGUAACUGGUUAGAUCAACCAAUUAGAAUGUGCUUUUGUUUAGAAAAUAACUGAAGUCCCAGUGGAAAAGUCGAGUUCAAUCGGUCAGUGAUUUAAAUCAGUCCACCGGGCUGGGUACUGAGCUCUAGUCCUGGCAGGUUGGAGUGUCAGGUUCACCCCCUGUGUUGACACAAGACCUUCCUUCCACUUACUCAGCCCUUGCAAAACACACACGCCCCUGCAACUGGAGCUGUUGUGGUGAAGGCCCUAAGUCCUGCUCCUUCAGCUCCUGUUGCCUUCAGCGGGAGCCUUGCCUGAGUAAGGACGGCAAAAUUGUCUUAAUCUAGUGGUCCCUGGUUAUGCGCAGUGGCCUAUGACUAAGACGUGCUAUUAAUAAAAUGAUUUGGGGAUCCACGUGGACUGUCCACCACGCCUGGCAGGCAGAUGCUUCCAUUUUACCUCUUUCCCAGAGUGCAUAGGUAGUGCUGGGGGUAGCAGAACGCUUUGCAGGCUGGAUUGCAGAGAGCGAUGUUGCAGUCGUGCCAUUGGCCGUAGAAUUGCAUAUUUAUGCCAUAAAGCACCCAUAUGGCUCUUCCAGCCUAAAAUUGGGCCCAUGUAUAAUGCUUUCGUGUCUUCAGAACUGUACAAACAUUGAGCAUUUGUAUAACGGCCCACUAUCACUCACAAGCACUGGAUAGAUGGGCAUUGCUCUUGUACACUUGCUCCUAAUUGCUCGUGAACUGCAGAACUGGUUAGAAGCAGCAGCGUUUUUAGCCACUUUGCUGUAGGUUUUUUUAAACCUUCUCUCUGUGAGGUCAUUCUGGCUUUGGCUUAGCUCGGGGUGACCAGACUCUCCUGGUGGAAUUCCAUUAAACGGUUCCCACAUUGUUACAGCAGGGACUGGCCAUCUGUCAGAGCUACGCAAAAUGACUUGCGCUGCAGGCCUGUUCCUUGCCCCGCAUAGUCUGGAUUAUAAAUCAGUUCAUCUCUGCUUGGCCUAUGCCUAGGGAAACCCUGCGAAUACUUGGCUGUGUCCCUGGGCCCGGGAGCCUGCUUUCGCUAGAUUGCAUGGAAGGACGAGAGGCCUAACUCUCCCCACGCUGAAAGAGGAGAAUGCAAGGGACCGUGGUGGCCAGUGCUGCCUCCCAAGGCAGUGCUCAGAGAUCCCAGCCUGUGAAAGAAUCCCUCCUAGAAAGUGGAGGGGGCAGAGAGGCAGGCAAACCAGCAUGUCCAGUCCCUUGUGGCCUACAGGGAAAAAACCACAGGCUAGCAAAAGGAAGAAGUUAAAGGCCAGGAAGUUCCUGGGACCAGAAGGGCUGUGAGGGUAUCUUUGAGGAGUGCUCCACAGACGGCCAGCUGGUCCGUUAAUAAGUGAGGAUGGGUGGGAAUGACUCAAACUGCGGAGGACAUAGAACUCAUGGGAAUAAGGGAGAGCAGUCUGGACAAGCCUGAGCCCGAGUGUCUACACUGGAACGUCAAAGCCCUGCAGCCCGAGUCAGCUGAGAUGGACCAGCCCUGGUUUGUUGUUACGUGUGGACAUACGCAGAGAGGGAGUCGGGAGAAGACACUGGCUGGGACUGGCCCUCGUGGGGCCGAGGAAGUGGCCACCAGCUAGGGCGUGAGAGGCGAAGUUCCCUGCAGCACCGCGUCCAGGCAUGAGGAGGUGCCCUAGAGGUGAAGAUGCUCUUACAGACCCUUAGCACCUUUGGAAAAUGCUGUCAGCCGGUAGUGUCUCCUCUGUUCCUGCAUUGCUCAGUGCUGAAUCUAAUUUCAUUAGACAGUCUCCUUGCCUAGUAGAUUCUGUUAUUGCACCUAAAUUCUGCUCUGAGACAAUUCCCCAGUUCUCCUGUCCUAUAUGAGAUGAACUAAACAACAGCCCUUUUUUCUUUUCAAUGGUGAGAGUUCAAUUUAUUUGAAACUUACAAGCAGCUGUUUGAGCUCUUAGAGGAGGGGGAUGUUAGAUCAUCAGCAAUUGCUAAAGAUAUGUCAUUUUUAUUUGAACUAUAAGCUACUACAAUCAAACAUAAGGCGCUGGGGUCCUUUUUCCUCUUGCAGCAUAUUGUUUGGGCGGAGGUGUGGGUCGUGCAGUCGAAUGCAUCCUCCUUUCCCCUCCCCAAAUGCCUUUAUGGGGUCACAUUCGAAAGCCUCAGAAAGCCCUUGAUUCUGCCUCCAUUUCCUGUUGUCGGCCAAACGAUCAGUAGAGGAUUUUAAAAAAAAAAUGUAGAUAAGAAAAGUUCUCUCGUUAGUUUCCGUCACAUGCAUCCCCAUCCCUCUCUGCACCUCAGGGGUUGUUCUGUGGAAUGGGGGGAGGGAAGCCCCUAAGCUUUUAUAGGAGGGGUGCCUGCCUCCUGCCUGCCAGAUCGCUGUUUCCUUUGCUUCAGUUUGAUGUGAUGACAGGAUUCCUUGAUCCUGCUGACAUGUUGCCUUUGCCAAAUGAAGAAAAUGAAGAUUUCUGGAAAGCUGUUAACGGAUGGCCCAACGUGGCAGCCCUCCAAAGGAGGGAUGCUCCUGCUGAGGUGCAAAGCAGGGCCCUGCUCCAGUGAGGACCCUGGAAUUUGGCCCUGGGGCAUCAGAUGUAUUUGUUCCAGGUUUGUUAAAAAUGCACCGUCCGUGCCCGUGGGUGGUUGUUAAUUCAUGAGGAGUGUCUGAGUCCUGCAAACUGAAGCAGGUCUGUCUGCACUCCAGAGCUUCUCAGACACAUGGCCCACCUCGACUUGAGAUGGCAGCUUGGUCUCUUAAAACAUUUAUGAUACAUUUUUAAAAGCCCGACUGACCGUAAAUUCUGAGAUGUUUUGCAGAGUAAAUUAGUUAUGUGGCAGCCUCAGUGCUUGUUGGAAACAGAGACUCGGGAAUGCUGCACUUCAGGGUUGGGUCGGGAAUAGUGAGUCCAGGAUCUGGAAUACUUUCGAGAGGCAGAAGAAGGAAAGUAUGGAAGCGCUCUAAUCUUGCGCAUAGUCCAAAAGCUACUGUAGCUACAUCUGGCAAUCAGUCCACCAUCAGAAGGGUUGGAAAUUCCACUCUGAUCUGCAGUUCAAAGCCACUGCCCUCCCCGAGGAUGAAAUGUUUGCUUCAUCUUGGUUUGCAAAUGCAAACUAGCUGUAGAAGCAUUGUCACUAUAAAAUAGAAAUCUGGCACGGUACCCAAAUCCCUUUGAAAGGUGAGGAAACGUGCUUUGACCUGUGAAAGGCACUGCUGCAUCUCCAGUGAAAAGUCGUGAGUGGAUCAUAAAGGAUCAAUACUGAAUUCUGUAGAAAACAAGUUAUUUCCCUUUACAGCACAUCUGGAGUUCACAGAUGUCUAGAAAAUGUAGACUACUUCCAGCAUGGGUUUGAUCGGUGUAGAUUUUCCAAGGCUAAGCACAGUUGGUCACUAACAUCCAAUGGGCUUUUGAGCAUGAAGUUUGGUUUAGUUAUCCUUUAAAAGGGUGGGGGAAAAGACUUGUUCUUACGCCCUAUAGAAGUGCUUGCAAAUAGACCACUUCUGAGUUGGGUUUAUUGGGCAGAUGAACUAGUGGGUGGGACACAAGCUGAGUUCUGACUACAAAGGAGACCUGCUUGCCUUGCCAUCCAGAAAACACUUCCCUCCUUCUGAGCUCUAGGUUUUGUUGGUGGCAACUGAAGAAACUGGGAAGAAGAUGCUUCCUUUAUUUUUGUGUAUAAAAGACAAAUUAAAUGGCAAAUGUCUUUUUUUUUCCCCCUCUGGUUUAUCCAAAGAGCCUGUCUGUGUUCGGUGCCUUUUGCAUGCUGCCCUGCUUUGGGUCUUUCAAAUCGCUUCCACCACAAAGCAGAGGCUAAACCGCCUGAGCGUAUGAAACCCUUAAACGUUGAGAUCGGUUUCCCGGUAAGAAUCCCGGUCAAUAAAGGACCAAGCAAAAGAAAUGCCGGGAAUCAGCUGUCCAAACUGCAUUGUGUCAGAAGGGCGCAUUUUCCAUAAGGCAUAGACUUAAUGUUAAGGGGCUGUAAACAUUGCUGUGAGAAACUCUCUUUUUCAUCAGCUGUCUUGACUGUCUUCUUGAACGUAACAAAAGAUGUUUUGUUUUUGUUUUUUUAAUAAAGAUUCCACGAUCUUACGCCAGCAUUCCUUCUCAGAGUUUUCUCCUUGUUUCUCUUGGUAUAAGGUAACAUGCUCCAAUAGGGGCUGUAUUUUGAGCUCAGUUGAAUUCAGGGGCUCUUAAUUUUAAAACUGAGCUUUGCUGAGGUGUUUGCAGUGUUGUUGUAGCCGUGUUGGUUGCAGGAUAUUAGAGAGACCUUUCCCAGACCCGAGGAAGUGCGCUGUGUCGCUCGAAAGCGUCUCUCUUCCACCAACAGAAGCUGGGCCAAUAAGAGAUAUUACCUCACCCACCUUGCCAAGUAGUUAAUCCAUAAUGUGCAUUGGGCCACACUUUAAAAUGAAGUGACCUGUUCGUUAGAAAACUAGCUCCCUUUUCUCUCCGAGCUGCUUUAGCUUAGACGCUUUCUGCUUUUUUUCUUCUAGGACAGACCCUUUAUUUGAAUGCCUGUUUCAGUAGACUGGGACUUCUGCUCUGGCACAUGCGAUGUAAAGCAUUCAGGGAUUAAAGUGCAUCCAUCAGAACAGUGCGUGAAUCCUUCCCCAACCAACCCCACAGUCACUCAGGUUAAUUCUGGGGAUUUUCCCCUCUGUUCCACUGAACGAUUGCGCGUCAGACCGAUGAGGGUUGAGUAAUGAUCCCAGAGGCACAGUGAGGUCCCAGGGAUUUGAAGCAGGAGUGUCCUGAUUCUAUCCUGGAUUUGCCAGUGACUUGCUUUGUGACCUUGAACAAGUCCUGUACUCCGUUUCUGUGGAAUGGUGGUAGCAGCUCUUCGUCUAGGGGGCCCAUUGCAGUCGUGUCCACUUCCGUAGCAUCUGAGCACGGCUCGUCCUCGCACGGCUGGGCAGGAUGGGUGUGUGCAAUGUCCAAGAUCUAUGGGAAGUGCUGUUGUGUAAGUAGAGGACUAGAUAGCAACCCCUUCCUUUGCAUGGACUGCGAUGGGGAUUCCAUACUUGUAGCAAGCUGCUGAACUUGGAUUUCCGCUCAGCUGAGAACUCCUCUCUAAUCAUCUGACUGUUCCUACAGGCCACACGUCAAGAGGAUGGGGAGCAGUCCUUCAGGGCUUUGAUCUUUUUAAAGAGGAAGUUGGGUGCUAGGCACGGCUUUCAAAUACCUCAGACUGAAUCAUAAAUCCCUUUACCUGGCGUGCGUUUCCCAGCUGUGACUGCUAGCUAAUUACCCCCAAACUAUUUUCGUCUUCUCCUCCGAGCUAUGAAAUCACAGUAUUGGCCUUGUGACAUCACAGUCACUUCUGUGGCAACAGGCCGUGCGAACGUCAACACGAAAGCAUGAGUUCAUCACAGGAAGGAUGGGAGCACAUGUGAUGUUGCUCGGAGCGCGCUCCUAGUCAGACACACCGACGGCAGUGAAGGCAGCGCAGACAAACCCCAGCCAAGUCUGUGACGUUAUUUCUCUUACCAAGAAAUUUGUUCUCUUUCAGGUCUGUUCUUGUGUGAGUUCCCAUCUGAGUGGAUGUGAUGUCUUACUCCGAUUCGCUUGCCUCCUCCUUUGUUGUGAGGAUAAGGUGUAUGAGGGACCAAACGCUCCGCGGACACUAAGCAGACAGAGCCAGCCAGGAGUGGGAAAGGAUGCCGAUACCUCCUCCCCCUCCACCGCCUCCUGGCCCCCCUCCACUGCCAACCUUGCACCAGGCAAACCCCGAGCUCCCGAAGCUGAGCCGAGGUGAGCAGCGAGGUAGAGGAGCCCUGCUCCAAGAUAUCUGCAAAGGGCCCAGGCUGAGAAAGGUGACGCAGGUCAAUGACCGGAGCGCUCCAGUCCUGGAGAAACCCAAGGGAGGAGGUGGUGGUGGCUCCGGCUCCGGCUCCAGCUCUGCCAUGCUCCAGCCCAAAGGCGGCCUCUUCCAAGGGGGCGUCCCUAAGCUCAGACCCGUAGGAGCGAAGGACAACUCAGACAGCUCCUCCAGCAAGCCAUCGCUGCAGGUUCCUGGCUCCAGAUCAGCAGCCCCCAGGCCCCCGGUGCCCGUGACCAACAGCCGACCUCACGAUGACUCCGACAACAACCGGGCUUCCCCCCCCGAGCUUCCCCGGAUGCAGAGACCCUCCUUGCCUGACCUUUCCCGGCCCAACAGCACCAGCAGUACCGGCAUGAAACACAGCUCGUCUGCCCCUCCGCCCCCGCCUCCAGGCCGCCGAGCCAACGCGCCCCCGGCACCCCCUCCGAUGCAUGGCAGCAAAGCGCCUUCCUACAACCGGGAGAAGCCGUUACCGCCGACUCCAGGACAGCGGCUCCCCGCGAGCCGGGACGGCCCCCCAGCACCGCCCCCCAUCAAGCCUCCCCCUUCCCCAGUGAAUGUCCGAACGGGGCCAAGUUCUCAGAACCAGUCUCUAGCUCCCCCUCCGCCCCCCUAUCGGCAGCCUCCCGGCGUUCACAACGGCCCUUCCAGCCCCACCAACGAGCUGGCCCCAGAGCUGCCCCAGAGACACAACUCUUUGCAUAGGAAGACCCCGGGCCCCGUGAGGGGCAUGGCCCCUCCUCCACCCUCUUCGGCCUCCCCGUCGCUCCAGAGUCAUCGACCCCCUCCGCCGGCCCGAGACCCUCCGAGCAGGGGAGCAGCCCCCCCACCCCCGCCCCCGCUGAUGAGGAAUGGUGGCCGUGACGCUCCCCCGCCCCCGCCCCCCUACAGAAUGCAUGGGUCAUCAGAGCCUCUGAGUCGAGGGAAACCUCCGCCCCCACCUACCAGGACACCGGCUGGGCCGCCCCCUCCACCUCCGCCAGUGCGAAAUGGGCACCGAGAUUCCAUUGCCACUGUGAGAUCUUUCUUGGAUGACUUUGAGUCCAAAUAUUCCUUUCAUCCAGUGGAAGACUUUCCCGCUCCCGAGGAGUAUAAACACUUCCAGAGAACUUACCCCAGCAAAACGAACCGAGCGACGCGGGGGGCCCCGCCCCUGCCUCCCAUCCCCAGGUGAAGGCCAGAUGCAUUGCCUGGUUGUUCCUUGGCAAGGAGACGGACCUUCUCUCCUUUCCUUGAACGGACUUCCCCCCCCUGCCCCUAGGAACCUGCAUGAGAAGCUCCCAGUGUCUCGUUUUGUUUUUCCACUGGUGCAAGGAACAAACAAACCCGGAUGAAUCCCCUCUCACCUCCAUCUAUGCAUUUCAUACCUGGACUUACCUGGGUGAGUCCCUUCCUCCACUUCAUAGCUGCAGAUCCGCGGGCCGCGCCAGAAAGAGGCUUCCUGCGCCACCGUGCAGAUCUGUGCAAAAAGACUCUCCUGGUCCACAAAGUUAAUAUAACGUAGGACGAACUCCAAGCCAAGCAAGCCAGCGUGUGAUGGCUUUGGGGCCAGAACCAGCGUGGUGCGGCCAGUACCCCCGGUGCUCCGUGCUAGGGCAGGGGUGAGGGGCAUGUGGGGUGGGGGGUCAGACUUGGAGAAGGGAGGGCAGGGAAAGGGGUGAGUUUUUAAAAAGUGAAAUGUCUAGAACACUAUUGGCUGUGAACACUAUGUACUGAUCCGUUCAGCUAAAGCAACAAGGUGCAGGAAGAGUUUAAACCAACGUGGUUAUUUACCCAGACACCACAACUGCCAUUUCCCCCCAUGGAUCAGGAACAUGGCCCCACUGGGUGGAGCAAAUGCUAGCCCAGGGCACACUCUAACAGCCAUUCCAGUGGGGACUGACCCGUGGCUGUAACAUGCAGGUUGUUUGUGGGCCAUGUUCUGUCUGGGGAUGCUGUCCAUGGCUGCAUGGCCCUUCCUCAGAGUGCAUCGUUAGAACAAAUAGGGCACUGCUAGAUUUCCCUUGACAAGACUAAUCAUUCCUGGUUUUUUAACCUGGUAACAGCAGCUGCAGGCGUCUCCAGCUCGCCCCCCUGGUUCGGAGACGGAUGGUAGCUGGCGGCCCGUGGUGGGGGAGCUUGCCGCUUUGGGAGCGGUCAGCUUCAUCACACUGAUGGGUUCCUGCAAAACGCUGCCUCCCUUCCCGACGGGUGGCACGGCCCUUCGUGCCCUGCUGGGUGCUCUGAUUUUAAUGCUAAAUGACCAAAUUUAUAAUUUUAACAGGAAGACCAUAAUGGUUGUAAUGUUAAUAAACAAAAAAUAUGGAAACCCUGCUAAAUAGGUUUUAAUCUGUGGAGGGGGGAGAUCAGGAUCCUUGUGUUCUGACUGCGGGUCGCAUGGUAGCAUGAAAACACUCUCUCUCUUUCUCAUGGGGGGAAUUGCCUCGUUUGGCCAAACUAGCUAAUGACUGUUCAUAUUCCAUGGAAGGGUUUCUAAUAAUAAUCCAGUACCUAGCUGUUGUUUUGCCUUAUACACUACUUCUGUCCUCCUGUUGGUACCAGAUUGAUGAUGAUUCUGUAUAUUUACUCUCUAACAGGGAGGGGUUACAUUAAUCAUAGUUACUGAUCUAUUUUGUAUGUUGUAAAAAGCUUGUAAUAUAGGAUUAAGGUGGGCUUGUUGCAAGUAUACUAAAAUCCUCACCUUUAAACUGCUCUUUUUCUAUGAUGAUGGAAAUGUUUCCUUUUUACGUUCGAACUAGGCAGCACUCAUGUUGAGGACCACUGCCCAGUUACAGGAAAUUGGGUUUUUUUUGUUUGUUUUUCUGGAGGAAAAAUAUCUGCCCAGCUUAGCUGGUUGGAAGAGAAGUUAAUGCACUGUGCAUUUUUGUUUAAAUAAAUUUUAAAAAAGGAAAAAAAAGUCUUUCCCUGUAAUGUUCGCUUCCUGUAAGUCUUGUUUUGGAAGCAGAGGGGUUCUUUUAAAAGGAAAAAAUAAAAACCAAUAAGCUUGAAAUUGCAUUUAAAUAAAAAUAAUAAAGAUGCACAUCUGUUCAAAUCACAACUUUUGGGCCAAAGCACUUUGCUGUUAGGUGUUUCGAAUGUUGUCUUGUAUGUGUUUUGUGGGACUUCCAUUGCUCAUCGGAGACCUGUUAGCGUUUCCUUCAUCUCACUGCUGUGCUGUCUGUACGCCUUGGCCGUUUAUCGGUCAGUGGGGAACCGCAGGCUGAACCAGCAAUUCGGGGAGUAUCCAAGAUGGUUCUGCCAGACUGGUGCGUGACUCAUCAAAGGAUGCUGCUAAUGGUAGAUCACUGGGAGCCCUUAAAGGAGGCGUGGAAUUGUUUGGGUGGGGAAGAGGGGCAGAAGGAAGAACAAGAAGAUACCACUGUAUGCCAAUGUGAGGCUUCCUCGACUAGCCUGACCACCUUCACACCAUAGGACUAGUGAGAAGAAAGAACUAGACCGAAGCUUUUCACAUAGCGUGGGGUUUGCUUGAUUUUUUUUUUUCUUUUUCCUGACUGCUUGAAAUGGGGCCCUUGAGCCUGGGCUUUUUGUAGCACUAGACACUGCACCAACGAGGUGGUGUGUCCAGCCCCCAAGAGGCGAGCGAGCAGUUUGGAUGCUCCAGCUAGCAAGGCUGUGUUGGGCCCUCUUUGGGAUCAUAGGGAUAGCUGGAAACAGAGUUCCUAACAGUCCUGUUUUUCGUAGUCUUGCAUUGCACCUGGAGCAGCUCCGAAGGGCUGCAGAAUGGAGAGGCUCGGUGGGUCUUCAGCGAGAGACCAGUCAAUGGAAACACAUUCUCCGUUCAUGCUUCCGGUGCCUUACCUGUGUCCAAAGCAUUUCGGACUCCUCUCCUUGUGCUUUGCGGACUGAAGCAAUUCCGCCUGCAUAUUCCCACCACUGCGAUUUGUUUUUCCUUCCACCUGUUUGCUCCUAGUUUAAAUCCCCACUUCCUCUUGACUGCGGCGCCACUGAAGGGUUCCAGUUUCUUGAGUCUCUCCCCCUGCAGCUGCUCCUCAGCCUGGAAGAGCUCAAGCAUUCGAUGGCCCAUUGUAUACAUGUACCAGACCUGACCUGUGCGUGGAGUCUGCACAUUAGCUGGAUUUUUAUAAUUUAUUGUAUGAUUUUUUUGGGGUUACAUUUUGCUGCAAGACUGUAGCCAUCUCUAAAGGUUUGACUUCUCCCUUGGAGGGACGUGUACUGUAGCUCAGAUUCUGGUCUAAUUUUGUAUGCUUCUUCCUGUCUCUCCUACAUGCAAUUCUUUAAACCUCACUAUUAAAAUAAUAAUCCCAA